GCUUUUCCUUCCGCCGGGAUCGGGGAUCAUCCCACAUCCACCAUACUCAAUUCACAACGUUCAUUUACAUUGGCUGGAGACUCGUAGUGGCUUCAAUGGAUGCUGUGUGAUAUACAAUCAUUCUCUGCAUUGCUCUAGAUCAGUUUGUCCACUCAAAGACACCAUACACAUUCCCUCCACUCUGUCUUUACCACCAUCUAUACUUCCUUCCGAAUCCUCCGAUAACCGAAAUUAUCUAUAUCAUACAAGAACCAAAGAGAAGCACAAAAGCAUUUAUUUUCAUAAGUCAGCAUGCCAUACAUCAACACAGACCCCUGCUCCAAACCCAAUCCUUCUCCGAACAAUGGGUUCGAGAAUCUCGUCCAAGAUCUAAGUGACGCUCUGGGUCCGAGCUCGGGUCUAGAUUCCGAUGACAUUGAUCCAAUGGACAUUCUGCGCUUAAUGGAACGCUAUGACUCGAAUCCAAAUGAAUGGCUCCCCUUUGCGCUGGGGGACUCGAAAAAGAAUUACACAAGGAAUCUCAUCGACGAGGGCAAUGGCAAGAGCAAUCUGCUCAUUCUGGUGUGGAGUCCAGGAAAGGGAAGCGCAAUACAUGAUCACGCUAAUGCACACUGCGUCAUGAAGAUCCUGAAAGGCUCUCUAAAAGAAACACUCUACGCCUGGCCAGACCAAGGCAAGCUUCAAAAUGGAGAAUCCUCUCCACCGCAAAUAAAAAAGGAGACUAUAUACGGUGAGAAUCAGGUUACGUAUAUGUCCGACAAGCUGGGCCUUCAUCGAAUCUCGAACCCAGACCCUAAUGAUUAUGCCGUAUCGUUGCAUCUAUACACGCCUCCUAACGCGGCAACGCACGGCUUCUCCAUCUUCGACGAUAAGACCGGCAAGGCCUGUCAUAUCAAAACGUCGCAUGUUUAUUCGGUUCGGGGAGAGCGGUGUUGAUUGGAGUGACUGUUUGUUUUUUUCUUAUUUAUACCACCCCUACUUAUUCCUAGCAUGAUAAUUGCGUUCAAUUGUAUGGCGUCUUGUCGUUCGAUAGCCUUAUGCUGUUUAUGAAAUAGACUAGACGAGGGCAUGUAAAUAGUAUUCUUAGAAGGUUAAGACUUGCUGACUGGAAGCGAGA
Aspergillus welwitschiae is the source of this 1117-nucleotide messenger RNA. RefSeq names its product putative cysteine dioxygenase Cdo1. Bases 292 to 936 code for a protein of 214 amino acids. Gene Ontology annotation, biological process: L-cysteine catabolic process. NCBI's taxonomy places the organism in Eukaryota, Fungi, Ascomycota, Eurotiomycetes, Eurotiales, Aspergillaceae. The record is from RefSeq and is a predicted model, not a curated record. The transcript has 5 exons. Gene Ontology annotation, molecular function: cysteine dioxygenase activity; ferrous iron binding.